Molecule: messenger RNA, 1183 nt
Organism: Patiria miniata (bat star)
Lineage: Eukaryota; Metazoa; Echinodermata; Asteroidea; Valvatida; Asterinidae
Product: U11/U12 small nuclear ribonucleoprotein 35 kDa protein-like
Exons: 5
Coding region: 81-1016 (311 amino acids)
Biological process (GO): mRNA splicing, via spliceosome
Cellular component (GO): U12-type spliceosomal complex; precatalytic spliceosome
Molecular function (GO): mRNA binding; snRNA binding
Source: RefSeq, a predicted model, not a curated record
GACCUUCCCCACCCGCAACGUGACGAGUACGACUACGAGUAAGAUCAAAGCAGGAUAUUUUUAGAUAGGACUGUUGCAAGAUGGAGUCUGACGUCAGGUGGGAGCCUACGCUCAGAGUGUACUGUCCACUAAAAGCUGGUAGCAUUGAUGGCACAGACAGCAGACCACAUGACAGAGCCAUUGAAAGAGCCAUGAAGGCAAUCUACAAGCCUAAUAAGUCUGUACAAGGAGAUCCAGAAUGCACACUGUUCAUUGGGAGGCUGGAUCCUGGAACAACAGAACACGCGCUAAAAAAGAUUUUCUCCAAGUAUGGUGACAUCAUCUACAUCCGUCUAGUGCGAGACAUUGUAACGGGAAUGUCCAAACGAUACGCGUUUGUCGAGUACAGCAAACAGCGGUAUGCGUCCCGAGCUAGGAGAGAUGCCAACCAUUUAGCAGUGGACGGUUCUGAAAUCUUGGUUGAAUACGAGUGUGAACGCGUCUUAGCCAAGUGGAUUCCUAGAAGAUUAGGUGGUGGUUUUGGAGGCAAGAAGGAGUCCGGACAACUCCGGUUCGGAGGAUCCGAUAGAACCUUCCGCAGACCCAUCGUCCUCAACAAGCAAGACACAGGUAGAGGGGGACCGCAGGACCGACCCGGUAACAGACACGGUGGUAGUCACUACGACAGAGAGGGUGACAGACGCCGUGAUAGAAGCAGAGAUACGGACCGGUAUCAUGACAGGCACCGGGAGAGAGACAGACACAGAGAUAGUGACAGAUACAGAGAUAGAGAUGGUGACAGAUACCAUGAUAGAAGGGAGGGGAGAGACAGAGAUACAGGCAGACAUAGGGAUAGAGUGAGGGAUCGAGACAGAUACAGUGAGAAAGAAGGUGGCACACAGGGUGAGACACAUGAUCAGGAAGUCUCAAUUAAAAUGGAGCAUGACACACCAGUCCAGACUUCUGAAUUCAUACCUACCUCAGUCGACAGUUCAGCUCAACCAUUUGUAAUGAACAUCAAGCAGGAAAAAUUAUAACACUUCUCAAAUAACCUCAGCCCAAUUUCAUGGCACUCUUAACCACGGAAUUUGGCACUUGUGAUCAACAUUCUUUGCUAACGGCAGUUCAGGGAACCAGACUAGCUGACUUGCACCCGUUCACGGAUGUUUAAACAAUUGCAAACAACAUGUGGACUAACUAAAUU